AUAUGGCAAUGCCAGAUUCUGCUGCGUGAAAUGGAGGAACGUGAAAAAGGUUUUCAAAACAAUCGUCUUUGUAGGGUAUUCAAAUAAUUCCACGCCUUUGAUCUCAGUAAAAUGGACAUAAUCAAUGCAAAUACGGCCAUGCUCAGCAAUUUUGAAGUAUUGGAAUUAUUGUCCAGUUUACGAGGCAAAGGAGACCAACCCAGGAACCAAAGUGGGUCACUGGCCACCAUAACAUAUGAAACUAUAAAGUAUCUAGAAGGCACACCUGCUGCAGUGCAGUCUGACAUAUGUUUAAAGAAAUUUCUUGAUGAAGUGAAAAAGUUUGGCCUAACAAAAAAGGAAAAGACGAUGUUGUUAAAUUUGAGGCCUACAACAGCAGUUGAAAUAUCUCUGAUUGUGCAAUCUGCAGAGCAGGAUAGAUUGACUGAAGAGCAAACUGAAGAGCUGAUAGAAAUAAUCCAAAACACUUUGCCUGCAAAAACUGAUUAAAUUGUUAUUUAACUAGCUAAGGUUCAGAAGUAAAUAAACAUUCUGAUUUGCACA
Molecule: messenger RNA, 543 nt
Organism: Daphnia carinata
Lineage: Eukaryota; Metazoa; Arthropoda; Branchiopoda; Diplostraca; Daphniidae
Gene: Polr3I
Product: DNA-directed RNA polymerase III subunit RPC9-like
Exons: 5
Coding region: 112-489 (125 amino acids)
Biological process (GO): transcription initiation at RNA polymerase III promoter
Cellular component (GO): RNA polymerase III complex
Molecular function (GO): nucleotide binding
Source: RefSeq, a predicted model, not a curated record